This is a messenger RNA of Mercenaria mercenaria, 5499 nucleotides long. Its product is annotated as serine/threonine-protein kinase 36-like. Gene Ontology annotation, molecular function: ATP binding; protein kinase activity. The transcript has 33 exons. The record is from RefSeq and is a predicted model, not a curated record. Lineage: Eukaryota; Metazoa; Mollusca; Bivalvia; Venerida; Veneridae. The coding region runs from base 805 to 4917 and encodes 1370 amino acids. Gene Ontology annotation, biological process: protein phosphorylation. Gene Ontology annotation, cellular component: cytoplasm.
UCUAACUGACCAAUCAGAGAGUUACAUUUUCAUGUACCCGCUAGUUUUCACUUGGGUAUAACAAAGUAUAUUUACAAUGAACAUAUAGUGACUUUAGAAAUACAUAUCAAACUAUUUUAGAAAUCCAAUUAACUUCAUUAAGAUUUUUCAUUGCACAUGUCCCAGAUGAUGCUGCAAACAACAAAACUUUGAAGUUUCAUUGAAAUAUUAUAUGGAUUUAAUACCUUUCUUUUAGUUUAAAGUUUGAGAUUUUACACAAGGAGUCUACAAUAAAGUCCCAAGUAAAAUGUAAUCACUACCCAAGUGAAAUAAGUAUCAUUCUGCAAUGUUUUGGACAUGUUAAAAUUAUGAAUUAACAGGUUGGCAGCACACUGUGGCUGUAACAACUGUGACUGCACAAGCAGUGUUUCCCACAGCAGAAAUACCCUAGAACAGAUUGAUCUUCCCUGAUGGUAUUUUACAAAAUAAAAAAUAACGUUAUUGUUGUUGUUGAUCUUCUUUUGAUUGGAAAAUAUUGAGGCACCUCAUAUAUCUAUCUGUCUUCUGAUAAUGUGAAACCUCUCAUAGGGACAUAGGCAUUUGGUGCGUCAAACCACAAAAAAAUAUUAAUAGACUGAAGUUUAAAAAGCAAGGAAAUAUAGCUUGGUUAAAAUUAAAAGUAUAAAAUCAGCUAUCAGGCAGUUUAAGGUGAGACAUGAUCAAUACUGCAUGCAAAUGGCUGCAUUGAACUGCUCAUGGGUUGGGAGGUGGACAACAGCAGGAGUAAUGUUAUUGUAAAUGGUAUACAUGUUGUAAGUGACAGUGAUGGCAGACAACUAUCAUGUGUUGGAGCUUAUUGGCGAAGGUUCCUUUGGGAAGGUUUACAAAGGCAGGAAGAAAUACACUGGACAGAUAGUUGCAAUAAAGUUUAUUCCAAAAGUAGGAAAGCCGGAGAAAGAGUUACGAAAUCUCCGUCGAGAGAUUGACAUCAUGAGGCACCUGCAUCAUGAGAACAUUAUAGAAAUGUCUGAUAGUUUUGAUACAGAUAAAGAGGUUGCCGUGGUUACAGAUUAUGCCGAGGGAGAACUUUUCCAAAUUCUGGAAGAUGAUGGUAACCUUCCUGAAGAACAGGUUCAGCAAAUAGCUGCACAGCUUGUAUCGGCCUUGUACUACCUUCACUCACAUAGAAUUCUACACCGAGAUAUGAAACCACAGAAUAUAUUAUUGGGUAAAGGAGGCAUUGUGAAACUCUGUGACUUUGGAUUUGCAAGAGCAAUGAGUUUCAACACUUUGGUUUUGACUUCAAUCAAGGGUACCCCAUUGUAUAUGUCACCAGAGCUAGUAGAAGAGAAACCAUAUGAUCAUACAGCAGAUCUUUGGGCUCUUGGCUGUAUUCUGUACGAGUUGUUCACUGGUACCCCACCUUUCUAUACAAACAGUAUAUUCCAGCUGGUCAGUCUGAUCAUCAAAGACCCGGUAAAGUGGCCCAAGAAUAUGAGCCCAAUGUUUAAAGACUUUCUACAAGGGGUCCUGACCAAGAACCCAAGGCAGAGGUUAGCUUGGCCUGAAUUGUUGCACCACCCUUUUAUUGCUGAUUUAGUAAAAGUGAGAGAAGAAGAUGCCAGUCUACCCAGUCCAUUCACACAACCACUCACAGCAUCUAUGGUACGCAUGAAGGAUGAGCAAGCCAAGGAAAAGGCUCACCCAAAAGGCACAUCAAAAAUUCUUGCAAAAGCACGUAAGAAGGCAAUGGAAGAUGAGGCAUCGAAAAAAGGUCAGGCUCCUGCAAAUAUACAUCCAACAGGAGUAGGGGGUGAGGUAGCUCAACCUCUGAAGAAAGUGGAGUCUGAAUCCAAAGAGGCAUGGGGUCCGAAACUGAAGGCUGAGGAUGGUGGUGGAGGGCAAGAGGUUCAAGCGCCGGUCCAUGCAGAUAGAGAGCAUACAAAAGACUGGGAGAAUACAGGAUUGAGCAAGCAGUCGAGAGAGGAGAAUACAGACCCAACUCCUCGUACAGAUAGAAUCACAAAAGAUUAUGAGAAAGAAUAUCCAAGUAUUGAGAUAGAGGGGCGCCGGACAGUACGGAAAUCCUCAGACAAACAAAACACAAAGAAUAUUGAAAAUGUCAAACUCGAUGGCGAGGGAGACUCCAAGGAAGUUGACAGUGACGAUGAAUGGCAGGGUUUGAUUGAUGUUACUGAUCAGGAUGGUGAACCAGAAUAUGCUCUCAAACUGUUGACCGAUAAAAAAUUCCUUGCUAAACUUAACCAAAGAAUUGAGCACAGCUCAGCACAAGUACUUGAUGGCAUGUUAGAGGGGGCAGCAAGAUUGAGAACUGUUCUGAGGGUAGUAACCAACCUUGUUACACUGAAGUGUGAUGUUGAUUUAAUCAUAAAUGCAAUCAAAGCUGUGAACUUGCCAGUGAUGCCACUAAAGUUGUUGGCAGAUAUUAUGGAUAAAUCAAAAGUUAAACAGCAACCCUGGUGCCAACAAAUUCUGGUAGAUCUUGUGAUAGCACUGAAUGCUUACUUUGCUAGUGAGAUCAGCUGGACAGAAAACAUUGACAAACAAAUUGUUAGUCAGUUCCUUGAGGCUAUGGGUCAGUUCAUGUCAUUGUUGCCAAAGUUGAUGAAUCAACAAGUAGAUGAAGAUCUACGUCUUAGAGAACAGUCAAUACUGUGUGCCAUAUAUACAUGUGAAGCUAUGGAGAGAGACAAGAUGAAGCUAGCUGACCAGUAUUUCAUGAUGCUAGCUACUAAACAUACAGCAGCUCUAGAUUCCCUAAUGGCUGCCACGCUACCAGACACAACAGUACUACACAAACUAACAGAAUUAGCAGAGGGUAAUGAAGAGUUAGCAGUUGAUCGUCAUGAGAAUCUUACACAGCUCAGCCUGUCAUGUCUUGCCACCAUGCUCAAUAUUCCUCUUGAGAUGGAUACAGGAGCAGACGGCAGGAGAAAAAUAGCUCACUAUCUUGGGGACAAGAUGGCAAGUAAAGGCAAUGAGAAACUCACAGAUGAUUUCCUGAUACUUAUACGACAUCCCCCACAGUGCACCAAUAUGCUCAAGGUGAUUUAUGCUUGCUGCCAAGUAUCAACAACUUUUUGUUCCUACAUAUCCAAUCAACAACAGCACAUGGAAUCUCUACUGGGGGUCCUCAUGGGGAAAGUUGAACUAGCCGACAUGGAAGUGAACUCUGUAAUCGAGAUGUUGAUCCAUGUACUCAGCACUAUAGUGAUACAGCUUCAGACAUUGCCACCUACGUUAACAGAUGCUGCCAGUCUUAUGGUGUCUAUCUUUCUCGAGUCUACCAUUGCAAGUCAUACUGCUGCAGCUGCUCUGUUGUUCAGUCAGAUGGUAUAUUGUGGUGUAUCUGUAGAGGUUCAACCAGAGGAGAUGUUACAAGCUUGUCUUGCAGUCUUCACAGACCUUCAACAGAUUUGUGUAAGAUGUCCAUUUGACUACGGUAUUAUGGAUGGUCUAAUGUUACUGCUGUGUGAAAUGCUGACACAGGCUGAGGCUCCUGUUGCCCAGCUUUACAUAGAAACAGGAAUCUGGGGUACAUUGUGGCAUCGUGUUGCCCAGGCUCUACAGGUCAUGAACCCAGAGACAGAGCUGCCCAUACAUGAUAUAGAGACUGAUAUGGAGGCUCAGAAAGGUUUUCAUGAGCCAGACUGGUCCCUGGUAUCACCACAGGGCCUCAUGGCAGUAUUACAGAUGUCAGUGACUGUCUUCACAAAGGAAACACAGCAGUGUAUACCUAACCUAGCAGUACCUGACAGUAUUAUCAUGCUCACUCUGAUACAUCUACUCAGGAAGGAAUUUCUGUAUUCACUCAGUAAAAGUUUUAAUGUGGAGGGUCCACAGUUGACUGUAGACCUGAUACUUGAAGUAACACAGAUAUGCUGCUUCCCUUUUGCUGUUGAUGCCAGUGACGACCUCCUCGGUGAAAUACAAACUUGUCUACAUGCCCAUCAGUUGAUGCCACGUCUCAUGUAUGCUUGCCAAAAAUACCUCAAAGAUGAUCAGUUAGAAACCCCAAUUGGGCUUAUCACAAGACUUGUCCUCAGUAAUAAUAUUUUCAUAGACCAGUUCUGCUCAUCUGUCAAAGAUCUCAAGUUUCUCUCAUUUCUCAGUACAUGUAUAGCACCGACAAGCCCAGUCUCUGUUGUGUGUGAUACAAUAUCCUUGUGUAACCAUCUUGUCAGGACCUCUGCUCAACAUGCCACACUCGUCAAGUCAGUCAUACAAUCAAAUAAAGGUGAUACAGACAAAUUGAGUAUAUUGAUACAUCAUCAGUCAUCAUCAGUGAAGUCUCGCACAUGUAGUUUAUUGGGUAAUCUCAUGAAACACAAUGCUCACAUGUACACAUUCCUCAAACAGCGAGAUAAACUCUUCCAAGGUUUGAUCACCUGUCUCAAAGAUGAAGAUCAAAAUGUCAGAAAGGGGGCCAGUUACGCAGUUGGAAAUGCAGCAUUCCACAAUGACAGUCUUUAUGUAAAAUUAAAAACAAGCAUAGCACAGCUUGUAGAACUACUGAAAGAUCCAGUGUCAAAAACAAGGAGUAAUGCAGCGUGUGCAUUAGGAAAUCUAGGUUUGCAUUCUGGAACUUUAUGUUUCCAGUUGAAAAAAUGUAAAGUUGUUCAAAGUUUGGUGUACACAGCAUGUCAUGAUAGUCAACCAAGUGUUCAAAUCAGUGCCCUGCUUGCUCUACGCACAUUAUCAAAGCAAGAAGAUCUCAGAAAAGAAAUGUCAUCAUCAAAAACAGUUGACAAGCUGUCAGAGUUGACCUCAUCUACUCCACGACCUUCAUCGGCGACCCCAAGGUCAAACAGCGUAUUAUCAUCAAGUCUGCAGAGCAGUCGAGGACAUACAAGUUCAAAUGCCGUACUCAGUCACUGUAACAAGCUCAUACACUUUCUUCAGGGUCGGUCAAGCUGAACAUUAUCAAUGAUCUUUGUAGGGUAUACAAUGAUGACUACUUUGUCUUCAAUAUAUCAACCAUUUUGAAGUCAUUAGUCAUUUUCCAUGACCAUUAUUUAAAGACAUUAAAGCUGUGUUACAUGUUUGUAUAGUGUUAGUGAUAAAAGUGAAUAUGAAUCAGGUAAAAAAUGGAUUACCUCUUUGUUGGAAUUCUAUUCUGGGAAUCAACUCAGAUGCGCAAUCCAUAGAAAUUAUCCUAUAACAGUUAAAUUUGUAUAUAAAGACCAGGCAUUUGAAGAGACAAAAAGUGGUCUUUAUAUGCAGGUGGACUAUGUUUGGUAAAAAUACAAGUUGUGUUUACAGCCAGGGGAUUUGUUGCAGGUGGUUUUGACACAAGUUUGGCUAUGUGUAAAACCAUUCUUAAAGUACGUGUUUUCCUCCAUCAAGGAUAUCUUAACCAUUUUACUUCCGUCCUUUAUACAAACCAGUUUUAUAUUAACUUUUGCUAUUUUGUUAAGUGAUUGUUUUUAUUGACAUAAUUGUUGUAUCAUUGUCUCAUAUUUAUCUCUGAAAAAUAUUAAAAUGUCCAAUUGACUAAUA